AUGCAUUUAUCCGGCGGCACGAUUUUUGGGAUCCUGAGCUUGUGGGGAUACCGCACUCGUUUCUACACUGACGAAGGUCCGGUGGCGAUUAGACACUUUGGUGGUUUCGGCACACAUUCACGAUUGAUUCUGAGUCUGGGAGUUAGUAUCUAUGGACUUUGGUACUGGCUCUUCGCUGUUACGGGAAGUUUGAUAGCAAUGGGUAGCCGGCUCGAAAUUGGCGAGCUGGCCGUCGACCCGCCGAACUCGCCGGAUUGCGCAACGCUGUAUACAUUCAUGUUCGCCAAGGUGCGCGCCGAUGGCGGGAUCAGGAUUUUCUACAUCAUCGCCUGUAUCUUGUGCACGAUCUAUUUCGGCAUCAUGCUCCUUGCCUCCAGUAUUGCGGGCCGCAAGAGACUGCAAAAUAUCGUCGAGUUGGCGAGGCAGAAACGCUGGGCUGAUACGAGUAGAUUGCGUUUCGCGACGGGGUUCAAAUAUCAUGAGCUUCAAAUCAUUUACAAGACUCUGAGACUCCUCAACUUCGCGUGGUUGGUGUACUCAGCUCUGCUAAUCGAGUUCACGCUUAAUUUCAACAACGUAACCGCCGUGCUUGGAGGUCCGCAUAGCAGCGAACUGCAUUUACCGGGCCAGUUGCUUCCACUUCUCAUUGGAGCUUUUGGAUUCGUGCGUAUCUGCUAUCUGGUCCUUGAAUCCUGGAGGAGCGGGAAUGACGUCGAACCUUCACUCGCCACGAAUCAAAGAAUGAGGCUGGAAGCAAGGACUUUGCAUACGAAAGAUCUACCGCUUGCGUUCUCGCCGGCUAUGAAGAGGGAGGAGAGGGUGAGGAAGGAACAUGAGCCGGAUGAAGUCGACGAGCUGGAGAGAAGGAGGGGGAGGGCGGCGAGGUAUUUGGUGAGUUGGUUGCCUUGGUUGAGUUUGCUGGAGGGCUUUCGUGAUGAGCCUGUUAUGGGCAUCGGGAAGGAGAAGAGGUGGAGCGAGUAUAGCGGGGUGCCGCAGGAGAGGGAGAGGAUUGAGUUGGAGCGGCCACCGAGACGGGGUGAGCGAGGGGAAGAAAGAGUGGAAGGAGCAACUGGGAACGGGACCGCGGUGAGGCAUGGGGAGACUGUCUGAAUUCUCAUUGAAUGGCGUCUUGAAUGGCGGUAUACUGAGUGGAUACGUGUUUUUGGGAGCAGGAAUAAUAAGAGUUUGGUUACUUUAAGAGAAUGAAUUGGAGAGACGUUGUCGACCCUGAGCUAGUUAAGCGAGUGAAAUAAGGGGUAGCGAAUUUUAAGCAGACUUUGGGUCAAACUAUUUUCCCG
Messenger RNA from Hyaloscypha bicolor E, 1298 nucleotides. RefSeq lists its product as uncharacterized. The transcript has 2 exons. NCBI's taxonomy places the organism in Eukaryota, Fungi, Ascomycota, Leotiomycetes, Helotiales, Hyaloscyphaceae. The record is from RefSeq and is a predicted model, not a curated record. The coding region runs from base 1 to 1110 and encodes 369 amino acids.